This is a messenger RNA of Lolium rigidum, 2232 nucleotides long. Its product is annotated as phosphatidylserine decarboxylase proenzyme 2-like. NCBI's taxonomy places the organism in Eukaryota, Viridiplantae, Streptophyta, Magnoliopsida, Poales, Poaceae. The record is from RefSeq and is a predicted model, not a curated record. The coding region runs from base 1 to 1962 and encodes 653 amino acids. The transcript has 21 exons. Gene Ontology annotation, molecular function: calcium ion binding; phosphatidylserine decarboxylase activity. Gene Ontology annotation, biological process: phospholipid biosynthetic process.
AUGGGCCACUCGACCUCCCGCCACAAUGCCCUCGCCGGCGACGGCCACCCGCCGCUGCCGUCCCGCUUCUCGCGCUUCCGCACCCGCCUGCGCCUCCGCCGCCGCGACCGCGCCGCCGCGGACUGCUCCGGGUCGGGGAGGCCCGCCGCCAUCGCCGACGCCGUCGCCGCCGACGAGUUCGCCGGCAUCGCCCGCAUCCGGAUAGUCAAGGCGGACAUGCGGUUCAAGGACAAGUUCUUCGCCUGCCUCUCGCUCGGGGAGCGCACCUACCGCACCGAGAGAUCAGACAACACCCACAAGCCAGAAUGGAAUUCAGAAAAGAAAGUGGUGAUAGAAACAAAUGGACCUCAUAUUGCACGUAUAUCCGUUUUUGAGACUAAUCGGUUUUCUAAGAAUACAUUGGUUGGUUACUGUGAAGUUGAUCUCUUCGAUUUGCUCACCAAGGACUUGGAGGAGGAACACAUUGAGGACCUUGCUUUGUUAGAUCCAUCGUCGUCCACGAACGCCGUGGGAACCAUAUCCAUAUCGUGCUACAUCGAAGAUCCUGUUGAGACAGAACAAAGCUUUGCACGCCGGGUCUUAGCCAUAGUGGACUACGAUGAAGAUGGAAAGCUUUCCUUACCUGAAUUCUCGGACUUGAUGAAAGCUUUUGGUAAUGGACUAGCAGUUAACAAGAUGGAAGAGCUUUUCCGCCAAGCAGAUACAAAUGGUGAUGGCAUAGUUGACAUGGAUGAACUAGCAGCCCUACUAGCUGAUCAACAAGAGAAAGAACCAAUUAUCAGUAACUGUCCUGUCUGUGGUGAAAGUCUGGGAAAGUAUGAUAAAAUAAAUGAUAUGAUACAUAUGACACUUUGCUUUGACGAGGGCACUGGCAAUCAAAUUAUGACUGGGGGAUUUCUAACGGAUAAGCAAGCUUCAUAUGGGUGGAUGUUUAAACUUAGUGAAUGGGCAAAUUUUUCCUCAUAUGAUGUUGGUUUGCGCUCUGGCUCUACUGCUUCACAUAUUCUGGUUUUUGAUCGGCGAGCGAAGAGGCUAGUUGAAGAAGCAAUAGAUGGGAAGAUAGUGUUGUCCAUGAGGGCUUUAUAUCAAUCAAAAGUAGGGCUCACUCUUAUCAAUACUGGUGUCAAAGAUAUCUUGAAAAACCUAUCUGAGAAGCAAGGAAAGAAGAUGAACUCACCAGAAUCUGCCAAAGAUAUUCCAAAGUUCCUCGAUUUAUUUAUGGGUCAAAUUAAUAUGGAUGAGACGAAAGAUCCUAUUGAAAGUUUUAAGACAUUCAAUGAUUUUUUUGUAAGACAAUUGAAACCCAGUGCCAGGCCAAUUGCGUACAACGAUCAGGACAAUAUUGCUACCUGUGCUGCCGACUGUCGUUUAAUGGCUUUCAGUUCUGUUGAUGAGAGCACAAGAUUUUGGAUAAAGGGACGCAAAUUUUCAAUUGAAGGUCUCCUAGGGGCGGAUGCGCACUCUGAUGCUUUUAUCAAUGGAUCGUUGGUAAUUUUUCGGCUUGCACCUCAGGACUACCAUAGGUUUCAUGUACCUGUGUCAGGAACUGUAGAGAAAUUUGUGGAAAUUCCUGGAUGCUUGUACACGGUCAAUCCUAUUGCCGUGAACAGUAAGUACUGUAAUGUAUUUACCGAGAAUAAAAGAGUUGUCUCAAUAAUCUCAACUUCAGAAUUUGGAAAGGUGGCAUUUGUUGCCAUUGGAGCAACUAUGGUAGGAAGCAUCACAUUCCUGAAAAAAGAGGGGGACUACGUCCACAAGGGAGAUGAGUUUGGGUAUUUCUCCUUUGGAGGGAGCACGGUAAUCUGUGUCUUUGAGAAGGACGCAAUACAAUUCGAUGCUGAUCUUGUGGCGAACAGCGAAAGGUCACUGGAAACCCUUGUCGAGGUUGGCACGACGUUGGGCACCUCCAAACGGAACAGAGAGCUACAGGUUCCAGAGCUACAGAAGUGUUCAGUCAAAUGAUAGAAGUUAGGGAGUGCAAGGCAGCACGGUACAGAUCUGUAAAGUACCUGUAGGAAUUAGUGGAGUAUAUCCUGAUAGUGUCACGUUUUAUCUCCGGGUCCAUUUGUGUUGUUACUGUUUCCGUAGGUUAACCUUCAUAGUUGGAUCUUGCCUGUGUAUCGCGUGAAAAUAGAUCCAUGUUGCUGGAGCAAACCAUUCUCGCAAAUCACAUUUGAUAUAUUUUCUAAUGAAAUUAAGCUGAACGAUUUGAGCCAUGAAUGUACCUGACAA